This is a messenger RNA of Ilex paraguariensis (yerba mate), 807 nucleotides long. The record is from the annotation of a GenBank genome assembly. Lineage: Eukaryota; Viridiplantae; Streptophyta; Magnoliopsida; Aquifoliales; Aquifoliaceae.
AUGAACAUCGCAAGAUUCAACCUGCAAUUGUUGAAACACCUUAGCUGUAGGCCAAUCUCUACUUCAUCACCGUCUUCGAUUCUCAAUCGGUCCUCACUCCUCUCCAAUCACAACCUGCAAUUGUUGAAACACCUUAGCUGUAGGCCAAUCUCUACUUCAUCACCGUCUUCGAUUCUCAAUCGGUCCUCACUCCUCUCCAAUCACCUCUUGCCACGUAACCUCUCUCCUCUUCCCUCACUGUUCUCCACCCCCGUCCGUCAUAUCCAUACCACCCUCUGGUAUAUAGUUCUUGUUCCGGAGAAGAAGGCAUGCGUCAUCGAGCGGUUCGGAAAAUAUGUGAAGACGUUGUCUCCCGGAGUCCACAUCUUGAUUCCAUUCGUUGACCGUAUAGCCUACGUGCAUUCCCUGAAGGAAAAGCUCAUUCCGAUUCCAGACCAGUCUGCUAUCACAAAGGACGGUGUCAAGGUUUUGAUUGAUGGAGUUCUGUAUGUGAAGAUUGUAGAUCCGCGGUUAGCGUCUUACGGAGUUAAGAAUCCGUUGUAUGCAGUUACGCUACUUGCACAGACAACUAUGCGCAGUGAGCUUCGGAAGAUCACUCUGGAUGAGACUUUCAAGGCAAGAGAUACUUUAAACGACAAGAUAGUGAUGGCCGUCAAUGUUGCGGCAACAGAUUGGGGGGAUAUAUCUCCUCCCCGGGAAGUGAUGGCAGCUAUGGAGAUGCAGGCGAAAGCAGAGCGCAAAAAGAGAGCUCAGGUUCUUAUAUCAGAAGGUAACGAAGUUUUCAUCCUCCCCCUCUGUGAUCUGUAA